GGCGCGCCGGCGGCGAGUAUCUGCGCGUGAGGAGGCAGAGGUUCUGUGUGGCCGAUCUUUUACUGAUAUGUUCUGUCUCCGCUGCAGAAGUUUCACGGCAACAGGGAGCAAGAAUCAGCCAUCUUUCCGAGUCACGACCUCGUGUGCAGGUAGAGGCCGCUGCAAUGGCACUGUGGACUGGGCUGGGCCAGGCGGCGACGGUGGCGCAGCUGGUCGGCGCAGACGUCGGCGGCCUCAUCUCUAUGAUCAUGCAGGCUGCACUGACUGCAAGGCAGAACAGGAAGGAGUGCGAGCAGCUCGCGCGCCGGGUCCUCAUGAUCGCGCAGCUGCUACCGCACGUGCAGGACCCAGAGGCGGCACAACAGCUUGCCGGACUGGGCGACACACUCCGGGAUGCCCACGAGCUCGUCGUGUCAUCUCAAGGGAGGAGCGCGGCGUACCAGUUCGUCAUGGCUGGCAGGCUGGCCGAGAGGUUCAAGGAGGUGCAGAGCAAGAUCGACUUCUACCUCAUCCUCUUCCCCGUCAUCAGCCACAUCGGCAUAACACGCCGCCUUGAGCGAAUCUACAACGUCCUUGUGCAAGAUGACUCCACCAGAGCUGACCCAUCAUCUCAACUUACACUGUCAUCCCAGCUGCAGGAGUCUACAGAGGUCACUCAGGAGGAGGUAGUUCCACAUGGAACCCAGGAAUUCACCUUAGCGGAGAUAAUGGCUUACACCAAUAACUUUUCGCGUGACAACCUGAUUGGUGAAGGUAGCCAUGGAAAUGUGUACCAUGGCAGGCUUCACGAUGGGCGGGAGGUGGCUGUGAAGCGCAUGGAGUUGACCAAUUUACAGGAGGUCGACACGGAACUUGCCAUCCUGUCACGGCUGCGACACAAACACAUCAUCCGCCUCCUUGGAUCGUGUGUGACUCUGAGCAAGGACAAGCGCCUGCAAGCCACCACACUAAAGAAGAAAAAGGGCCUGCUAAAAAGGUGGAGAAAGGAACCGAAAGAGCCGGAAUCGCCGGAAGUGCUGAAGAGGCACAUUGUCUAUGAGUACAUGGAGAACGGCACGCUCUUCGACCACCUGCACUCUGUCGAUGGCUCAUCCGACAUGUCGCCUGUGACUUCGUCGUGGAAGAUCCGCAUCAACGUGCUCCUCGGAGUGUCGCGUGCCAUGGAGCACCUGCACUGUCAUGCCAACCCACCGAUCAUCCACCGUGAUACCAAGUCGGCUAACAUCCUUUUGGAUGCCAAUUGGGUUCCGCGUGUGUCAGACUUUGGCUUGUCGGUCGCCUGGGACACCGCGAGUGAUGAGUCGGUGAUGCAAGUCUACCAAAUUGUAGGCACACAUGGGUACAUGGCCCCUGAGUACGUAUUCCAUGGUCUUAUAACUCCGGCGAUUGACGUGUACAGCUUGGGUGUGAUGAUGCUCGAGGUUCUGACAGGGAAGAAUGCAUAUUCUGAAGAGGUGACAUUUGCAGAUCUCCCCAUCGUACCGUGUCAUUUGGACAUGCGACCUGUACCGGAGCCAACACCAUGGCAGCUGCAGGCGCUGAAGCGUGUGGCAUGGACUGCACGAUGCUGUGUGAAGUUGGAUGCAAAGGACCGGAUGGCCAUUUCAGAGGUCGCUGCCAACCUUGAGAAGGCACAUGAGUUGAUCUGCAGAGAUGAGCCAGGUUCAAUAGAUGAACCAGAUUUGUUUGACGAGUUGCCAGACUCACCACGUGCCAGCAGCGUGUCAUCGGAAGGCUACCGGUCCGAUCUGGAACCUGAGGUGUUGGAGGAGGGGCGUUGACACCACCUUGAAGGCGGUCUCUGGCUUCAAUCACCCGAUGAGCAUCCUGCUACGACACGUAGGUAAUGCCAUAUUUGGGUAAUCAACAUGCGCUUGUUGGCAUGGGCGCCUUAGCACAUCCUCAUAACAAGCAAGACACCGGUUAUAGCACAUAUUUGUAUGGAAGAUAGCACGACAAUAUGCAUGUACUUCAGAACUGAGAUAGGAAAGUGAACCUAAAUAAAUUUAGAGAGUGCAGUUAGACAAGACUACGAAUAAUUUGAGCAAGACAACAUACCAGUUCAUCAUGUCUAGUGUUUGAGCAAGCUAGUAAAGAAUGCAGCUCAUAACACACUGUUUUCUUUAGCAGAUGAUGUUGCCAUACACUAUCAGACAGAGAACAGGACAAUGCAUAGGCUAGAGUAUAAUAGUUAUGCACAAGAUUAUUGAAGUAUAAAAAUAGGAGAAACUAAAUAAAUUCAGAGAUUACCUGGAUAACAGUGUGCAUAGGAGAGAAAAUAAAUUAAUGGAAUGUACUCAGAGUGAAGCAAAUCUGAGACAUUCUCACAUGCUAAUGCAACACUAAUUCCAACAAAUUCUCAUUUCUUGCUAUAUAACAAGCAUGUCACGACCUAUGUAUGGCUAGAGCAUUUAAAUAAAAACAUGAACAAGCUGAACUACAUACCUUCUAAUCCUCUUUGAGAAAUUGAUCUCUGAAACUUGUGACAGGCAUCAUGGCUAUCUCGUAUGCCCAUGGCUCCAUUCUUGUAGUGCCAGCAUUCAACAUCUCUGUGAACUUGUCAAAUAAUUUAGUUCUUUCCUCUGCGAACACAGCCACUGUCCUCUCCUUCAUUGCCUUGUAUGCAAGUCGAUUAGCUUCUACCUUGUAAGCAGAUAGUCAACUCUGCAGUUCUACUGUCUCAUCAGUUUGGACCUUUGUAUC
Lolium rigidum is the source of this 2703-nucleotide messenger RNA. RefSeq names its product putative serine/threonine-protein kinase-like protein CCR3. The record is from RefSeq and is a predicted model, not a curated record. The transcript is spliced from 3 exons. NCBI's taxonomy places the organism in Eukaryota, Viridiplantae, Streptophyta, Magnoliopsida, Poales, Poaceae. Gene Ontology annotation, molecular function: protein serine/threonine kinase activity; ATP binding. Bases 165 to 1781 code for a protein of 538 amino acids. Gene Ontology annotation, biological process: cell surface receptor signaling pathway; protein phosphorylation.